GCUCAGUGACGGGUGAAUAUCUUCAUUUGCGUUUUAACAGGUAGACGAAUUUCAACCUUGUCCAGAAACAGUUGUUGGUGUUAAGAAUGGCGUCGCAAUCGGCAGAACGAACUAUAGAAGUGGAGCAAGACUCAGCGUCGGACAGCACAGACGAUGAUUCACAAUCGACGGGGAGUGACGGAGACGAAGUAAUAACACCCACACAAUACCCGUGUCCAGCACAGUGGACAUGUCCGGCCCUGGUACAGCAAUGUCCCUACCACCAUCCUGUCCACUCCCACAGAAGUCCAACAAAACGUGGUCGUCACCACGGGAAAAAUCGGGACAAGGAGAAUCACGGCGAACGGAGACAUGGACACGGGAGGCCCAAUGCCCCAGGCCACGAACACUCCGAUGCACAAGGUGAAGACAGCACUGAAGGCCAUCGCCAUGAAGGUGAAGGUCGCCACCGUCAGUCUGAAGAUCAUCACCAUGGCAGUAAAGGUCAUCGUCAUGGUUCAAAUGGUCACCAUCGUGGUAGAGGACAGCAUCGCCGUGGAGACGGUCACAGAUCAAGACAUGGACCUCAUGGAGGAAGAAGACAUGGGCGGCGUCGUGGCAGCUGUUCAAGCGAAGACGGAUCUGAUCUCAUCUUUAAGUGUGUUGAUGUUCAGGACUUCAAACAACAGGAGGUCAAGGUCACAGUGUCUGACGACACAGUGAAGGUCAAGGCUGUUAAUGACAGUGGGGAAAUAUCACGAGUGUUCAAGGUCACCAAGGAUUACGACAUAAGCAAGAUGCGAGUUUCGAGGUCCCGUUUUGGAGUUCUUACAGUAGCUGUUCCACCCAAAGAUUCCGGUGAAAAUGUGAAACAGGAUACCAGUAAAAAAUAGGAACCC
This is a messenger RNA of Mizuhopecten yessoensis (Yesso scallop), 878 nucleotides long. RefSeq names its product NKAP family protein UM04995-like. The transcript is spliced from 2 exons. Bases 87 to 872 code for a protein of 261 amino acids. Lineage: Eukaryota; Metazoa; Mollusca; Bivalvia; Pectinida; Pectinidae. The record is from RefSeq and is a predicted model, not a curated record.